Periophthalmus magnuspinnatus is the source of this 1659-nucleotide messenger RNA. RefSeq names its product carbonic anhydrase XII (gene ca12). The record is from RefSeq and is a predicted model, not a curated record. Bases 1 to 1659 code for a protein of 552 amino acids. NCBI's taxonomy places the organism in Eukaryota, Metazoa, Chordata, Actinopteri, Gobiiformes, Gobiidae. Gene Ontology annotation, molecular function: zinc ion binding; carbonate dehydratase activity. The transcript has 9 exons. Gene Ontology annotation, cellular component: plasma membrane.
AUGCGGUCACUCACUGGUCACUGCUCACUGGUCGCUGCCCUGACCGUGCCACCGGAGGCACGUUUGCCCUUGUGUUUUUCACGUCAUUCUGGGAGCACGGUGACUCAUGGAUAUAAAAGCGAGUCCCAGGCCGCUGCGCGCACACCGGGGCUCGCGGGACUUACCGAAGACAUGUCACUGCGGCGCGGGCUCACGUGCGUGCUGCUGCUGCGCGCCGCCGCUCUGCUCCACGCUGCGAAGUGGAGGUACUCUGGUCCGGAGGGGGAGCAGGACUGGUCCGGACAGUUCCCAUACUGUGGAGGCGUGUUCCAGUCUCCCAUUCACAUCACCUCGGACCUGCUCCGGUUUGACCCAUCGCUGGGCGCCGUUGCUCUGCACAACUACCACCUGCCACCCCAUGAGCAGCUCACUCUGGGCAACAAUGGGCACUCGGUACAAAUAUCACUCCCUUCUCGCAUGUACAUAUCCAGCCUGCCUGACAGAUACACGGCGGCUCAGCUUCACUUCCACUGGGGCUCGGCCACUCGACCAAUGGGAUCGGAACACAUGGUCAACAAUAAACAGUAUGCAGGAGAAAUGCAUGUGGUCCACUUUAACUCAGAGAAGUAUCCAAACAUGUCUGUGGCUGUGGACAAGUCGGAUGGAUUGGCCGUGCUCGGAGUCUUCAUCGAGAUUGGUGGAUAUAAUGCAGCUUAUGAUCAGUUCCUGAAAUUCCUCAAUGGCAUUAAAUACAGAGGUCAGAAAGUUCAAGUCCCCGGUUUCAACAUCAGAGAUCUGUUCCCUGCACGUCUGGAUGAAUAUUACCGCUACGACGGCUCUCUAACCACACCCCCCUGUUACCCCAGUGUUCUGUGGACAUUAUUCAGGAGUCCUGUGACCAUAUCGCGCUCUCAGUUCUUGUCCCUGGCCACAGCUCUGUUCUCGUCUCUCGCUCAGGAGUCGACCUCUGAAACUCUAAACAAGAACUUCCGCAGACUACAGUCAGCCGACAGUCGUGUGGUGCUCGCGUCUUUUAAAGAGCGCCGAGGACCACAUGCCCCCACUGUCACCCCUCGCUUCAUGAGGAAGCACUUAGUGCAUCAGCUGUUGGAGGGGGACCUGGCUGACCUGGCAGACGAGGGGCUGUACCAGCUACUGCCCAGCGUGGCCAAGCUUCCAGACGGCAACAUGAAAGAUCUGCAUGUCCAGAGAGGACCUAAAGCCAAGAAGCAGAUGACAAGUCCUCCUCAGAGGAAGAGCCUCUCUGUGUUGGAUCAAACAGCUCUGUGCUUUGUGUCUCAGGAGGAGAAGGUGAUGCGUCAGUUGCACCAGGCUCACGCUGACCAUCGACUCGUCCAGACUCUAGAAGACCAGGUGUUCCCAGAGCUGAACCUCCGCAGUUACCUGGACUGUAGGUCUGAUCUGGCUCUUCCAACUAUCAGACACAUUCUGAGCGGCCGGCCCACAGAUGAGGCCUGGGAGCUGGACCAGUCUCUAACCAAAGCCCUGUCCGGUCAGAGGAAGAGAUCCCCUGCUGCCAAGAAGAAGAAGCCUGUAACCAACAGCAGCAAACACGGUCCCCCCACAAGAGCCCCCAGAAAACCUCCCAGCCACGGGCACACACACCCUAGCCACGGCCUCACACACCCCUGGCUCCUGCCCAUGGAGUGGGAGGACUGA